UUUCUCACGAGUGCUUGAUUCUGGCCACGGCACAAAUGUGUAACAAGUAUUUUCCGCCUGCUGUGUCUGGGGUACAGUGCGAAUCCAAUUGCAUCAGUUACUACGCUUUUUACGGUGGCGACUCCUCGCAAGUGCCGUGCGACCAGGAUGUGCUGGACAAUGCUAAGCCCUUCCGGAGCACGUGCAACGGGCACCCAGGAUUCACCUCUUUAGACGAGAACGUGCAGCAGCACAUCACCGUGGCGCUCCCGGAGCACAUCAAGGCCUGCGAGGAUUCCAUGGUCCUGAGUGCUGGCAUCUUGGAGAUCCUAGUUCUGGUGGGAGUCAUCUCCGCGGUCGUGUUAGGCCUGGUCGCGCUCGCCUGCAUGAUCGGCUGCGGCGUGCACAAGACACACCGCGUCGCGACCGGAAUCGAUGAUCAGCACAAGCAGCUCCACCACAAAUACGACCGCCUGUCGCAGCAACACGACGACCUUCAUACCAAGCACGAUUCGUUGCAUAACAAACACGACAAGCUUUUCGACAAACAUGAAAAACUGCACGAGAAGCACGACAAUUAAGGCUUGAGCAGGAAAUGUAUCUUCCGAGCAGACAUCUUUGCGGCCCCGUUUCCUCUAAAGGGACGAAACGGGUACAGACAUCUUUGCGGCCCCGUUUCAUCUACUUAAAGGGACGAAACGGGUACUCGAAAACUGAAAAUAACCGAGUUACUGACUGAAAUAAGGGGCAUAGCUUAACAGCAAGGCUACUCGUUCUUCUCGUCGGUGUCUCGGUUAUUCUCGUCUGUUACUCGCUUAUUUCAGUUUUUCGAGUACAGAGAUGCUCCCCAGGAUGAUAGAUUUCUCCUGCAAGUUCUAAGCCAAACUUUUAGGAAAGCACGACGAUUUGCACGAUCGGCACGUGGAGCUUGUGGGACCGCGACACCCAAGAGCCACGAAAAAAAAUAAAGGGGUGGGGGAAGGCGAAGCUUCACCUCCUGAUGCAGGAGAUAAAGCUUCAAAAAGAAAUGAAAAAACGGCAAAGGGCGCUGGCACGACCACUGCCAAAGACAGAGAGACGAUAAAGAAAGCCUCGACAGAUACGACCCCUGCGGUUGGAGAUGAUACUACUGGUGGAGGCAUAAUUGGCUCUCCAGAUGACGCUGUAGCGAAGAAAAAGUCUUCGGGUGAGGUGGGGAAAGACAAAGAGAGCAAGCGGCACUCACGUAAAAGUUCUAACGCUGGUGCUGGAGACGGAGAUAACAAAGCUGCAAGUAGUAAGGAGGAAGAGACGAGUCCGCUUGUUAAGAGGGAAGAUGGGAAGGGCAAAGAAGCGAAGAAGAGCGAAAAGCGCUCGUCCACAGCGUCUUCCAGUACCAAGAAUAAGGGAGAAGGCGAAAAGAGCAGAAGUAGCGAGAAGAAAGAAAAGAGACCAAGCAGUUCUAGCGCUGCUGGUACCGAGGAAUCUUCUACUAACAAGGAAAAGAAAGAGCACCAUCAUCAUCACCAUCAUCAUCACGAAGGUGUCGACAGUGCCGUUUAGCUCUUGCAAGUGCGUCUACUAGUACCUCUACGUUGUGUAGUCAAAUGAAUACAGCAUGGAGUUGUAUCAAUAUGGCUCAUUUUCCCACCUAUCGUAUUUUUUCUCAUCAGCACAUUCACAUAUUUGCAUUUUUCUAAACACUGAAGCUCACACGCUCCGCAUGAUAUAGAUAAGAUAUUCUUGAUAUUAUACCAAGAAUACCAAGGAAGAGAACUAUACCUACUCUUGACAUACCAAUACCAAGGAAGAAAACCCGCAUUAUGCUCUGGACUUUUAUAAGGCUAACAAGCAUCUGCUCUGGACUUUUAUAGAG
Amoebophrya sp. A25 is the source of this 1834-nucleotide messenger RNA. The record is from the annotation of a GenBank genome assembly. NCBI's taxonomy places the organism in Eukaryota, Dinophyceae, Syndiniales, Amoebophryaceae.